CAAUAUCGUCGCAUUUUGCUGUCAUUUGUUAUGGUUUUUACUGUUUACGUGACAAUAUGUCAUGUUUGAUUAAUCGUUCACUCAUGUUAUCUUGAGCGAUAGAGGCAGUAAUAUUAGAAAAAUAUUCUAUUUGUGCACUGAUAUAAGCAAAAUAGUCGGUCUCGGACUUCACCCCUUUCCUAGAUUUCUACCCUGUCUCUAGACUCUACUUUCUAGGACAUUGACGGUAGGGACCUACCUAUUUCAGUAUUUGUUUGUAGGCCCCUAUGCAGAGUGAGAGUGCUAUGACUAUGAGGACAAUAUAAGUUAUAAUAACCCGUCUAGGCGAACUCUAUCCUGCAAAAUGGCUGGACAUAGUCAUUAUUGUGCCGCUAUUCCUUGCACAAAUUCUAGAAAUAACAAUAAAGACCUCUGUUUUUUCAACUUCCCAAAAAAAGACAUCGAAAGGUGUAAACGCUGGAUUAUUAACACAAGAAGGACAGACAUAAAUGUGGGCAAUGUAAAAUACAGGAGUUUGUGUGAGGAACAUUUCGAUGCGUCACAGUAUAUGAAUCCAGCUGACAAGGGGGUUGCAAGACCUCGUAAAAGGUUGAUGCCAAAUGCAGUACCAUUGAUUUUCAACAUCCCGAAUCCACCACGAAAUCCAGUACCGAGAAAACCGCCAACAAAACGAGUUCUUCCUCAAGCUGCGGCCUCUUCCAAGAAACCAAAAGGAAAUGAGCAAGCAACAGAAGAUGUACCUGUGCCUGCCUGUCUUGGUGUAUCUGGAGCUACACCAAAUAAGCUGACUGUCCCAGCAACAGCAAAAGAAAUUGAGCUUAGAAAGAAACUCAACAUCUGCAGAGUGAAAAAUUAUAGAUUGUCCAAAAAAUUGGAAGCAAUGAACAAGCUCGUGGAAGUACAAAAAGCCAAGACGUCCGAUAUGCAAUCUGUCAUUAAUGGGGUUUCCAAAUAUCUAACUGGUCUUCCCCUAGACUUUUUUAUUGCUCAGUUGAGAAUGGCAGAUGCGAAAAGCAAAAAAAAAAGAUGGAGUCAAGAAAUGAAGGCACUCUGUCAGUCAUUGCAUGAUAAAAGUCCUAGUACGUACAGCAUGUUAAGCAGCAAAUUUGCAUUACCAGGCAUCCGCACUCUAAAAAGAAUGUCUAAACACUGCAAAUCAGAUGGAAUCUAGAAAUGAAGACACUCACUCUGCCUGUCAUUGCACUCUAAAAUUCCUAGCAUGUACAAAUGUAAGUAAGGAAUUUGUAUUACCUUCCAUCCGUACUUUACAUUGAAUGUCUGGGAAAGUGCAUAUCCCUGCAGGUUUCCCGUUGAUAUUGUUAGUGUGUGAUCUAACAUAUCAAAUAAAUUAAUGUGUGCAAAUACUAAAUAUAUAUAUAUAGACAUUUUAUUGUAGUGCAUCAUGUUGCAACUAUAUUAAAUUACUUUACUUUAUUAAUUA
Molecule: messenger RNA, 1441 nt
Organism: Priapulus caudatus
Lineage: Eukaryota; Metazoa; Priapulida; Priapulimorpha; Priapulimorphida; Priapulidae
Product: THAP domain-containing protein 5-like
Exons: 3
Coding region: 344-1171 (275 amino acids)
Source: RefSeq, a predicted model, not a curated record